Thamnophis elegans (Western terrestrial garter snake) is the source of this 2472-nucleotide messenger RNA. RefSeq names its product vomeronasal type-2 receptor 26-like. The record is from RefSeq and is a predicted model, not a curated record. Lineage: Eukaryota; Metazoa; Chordata; Lepidosauria; Squamata; Natricidae. The coding region runs from base 1 to 2472 and encodes 823 amino acids. Gene Ontology annotation, molecular function: G protein-coupled receptor activity. Gene Ontology annotation, biological process: G protein-coupled receptor signaling pathway. Gene Ontology annotation, cellular component: membrane. The transcript has 7 exons.
AUGGCUGAUUGGCCCCACAGUUUUGUAGAGGUUUGCAAGAAUGAGUCCAGCAAAUGCAAAUUCAUUUAUACAAUAAACUCAAUUGCGAGUACCAACUGCAACCAUAACAAAUUUUGCUCAUGGCCUGACCUAUCCAUACUGCAACGAGCCCACUCUCGCAAACUCUGUGCAGAACUCAAAAGACGUCAACAUCAAGGAGAUACUGACUUAUACAUUGACUACCACACUGAUUGCAUCAAAAAUGAGCGUCCUGGUGAUUGGGAUGUCUAUUAUCUACCUAUUCCCAAGAACUACCAACAUGUCCUGGCCUUGGCAUUUGCCAUUCAGGAGGUCAACACAGACCCACAGCUUCUCCCCAACAUCACCCUGGGCUUCCGCAUCUACCAAGAGAACCAGUAUGCAAGCAUGACUGAAGAGCUAGGGUAUCGCUUCUCUGACCCUGCUCUGAGGGAUAAGACUCAGUUCCCCACCUUCUACCAGAUCGAUCCCCAGUAUCACCUGCAGAAUGCAGCCAUUGUCCGACUCCUUCUGUAUUUCCAGUGGAAUUGGAUUGGGAUUGUUGUUCAGAAAUCAGAGAGCAGUGACCAUUUCAUCCAGAUUUUUGAUGCCACCCUGUCCCAGUAUGAUAUUUGCAUACAAUUUGUGGAACAGAUCUUGCCCGUAAUCUCAAUAUUGAAUAUAUUGCACAGGACUCAAAUAUAUAUGCUUCAGACAAUUUUGAACAGUGAUGCUCAGGUUGUGAUUAUUUCUGGGGACUCCAAUGCUCUGCAAAGCGUUAUAGUAUCCCUCUAUACUUAUGAAGAAGAGAACCAGGCUUCUUCUGGGAAGGUCUGGAUCCUGACCACCCAAUGGGAAUUUUCAGCUAUUGGCUAUCACUACGAUUGGGUGAAAUUAAAGUCCCUCCAUGGUGCUUUGUCUUUCACGGUCCACACAAACCCAGUGUCAGGAUUCAAAGAUUAUCUCUGGGCUCUGAAUCCACACGAACCUCACGGAAACGUCUUUCUCCCUGAAUGGUGGGAAGUUGUAUUUGACUGUGAUAUGUUGAAGGCAGGUGUGUCCUCACCUGGUGGCCGAAGGGUUUGCACAGGGCGGGAGAACCUGGACACCCUCCCGGCUUCUGUCUUUGAUGGAAAGAUGACUGGUUUCAGCUACAGCAUCUACAAUGCUGCCUAUUCUGUGGCACACGCAUUACAGGCUGCGUAUACAUGGGAAUCACGACGGAUCAACGCUUUCUUGAGAAACAUGGUUUUUAACAACACUGCUGGGAAUGAAGUCUCCUUUUCAGAAACUGGGAUGAAAUAUGAAGGAUUUGAUAUCCUCAACUGGGUCGUCUUUGCAAAUAUGACGAUCCUUCGAGAGAAAGUCGGAUGGGUCAAUUCCGAGGCUCGUUCAGCUGAAGGUUUCAGCAUCGAUCCUGAUGCCAUUGUGUGGGCCAACCAGACAAAGCCUUUCUCCCGAUGUGUGAAGCACUGCCUUCCAGGACAGGUCAGGAAAGUGGCAGAGGGGAGGCCCAUUUGCUGCUAUGAAUGUGUUUCUUGCCCAGAUGGGACCAUCUCUAAUCAAACAGAUGCAGUCCAGUGUGACCCUUGCCCAGAAGACCAAUAUCCCCAUGAGAGCAAGAACCAUUGCAUUGCCAAGAAGCUCCACUUCCUUGCCUAUCAAGAUAACUUGGGAUACGCUUUAGUUUCUCUCACUCUUUUUCUCUUUGUGACCACAUCUACAGUCUUUGUGGUUUUCCUUAAACAUCGUGACACACCAAUUGUCAAGGCCAACAACCGAGACCUCACCUACAUCCUCCUCGUGUCUCUGCUUCUCUGCUUCCUCUGCUCUUUCCUCUUCAUUGGUCGACCUGGGAAGCUCACCUGUCUCUUCCGACAAACUUCCUUUGCCAUUCUGUUUUCCCUUGCAGUUUCCUCUGUGUUGGCAAAAACUGUCAUGGUAGUUUUGGCCUUCAUGGCAACCAAACCAGGGAAUAGGACAAAUAAAUUCUUAGGAAAGCCUCUGACCAACUCUAUUGUCUCAGUCUGUCCCCUGGUCCAAGCAAUUAUUUGUGCAAUCUGGUUGGUAACCUAUCCCCCAUUUCCCAACUUGGACUUCCACUCCUUGGUUGGAGAGGCCAUCUUGGAAUGUAAUGAAGGCUUAGCAUCAAUGUUUUAUGCUGUCCUUGCCUUCCUGGGUUUCCUGGCUAUUAUCAGUUUCAUGGUGGCCUUUCUGGCUAGGAAGUUGCCCAACAGUUUUAACGAAGCCAAGUUCAUUACUUUUAGUAUGUUGGUCUUUUGCAGUGUUUGGAUCACCUUCCUCCCCACCUACCUGAGCACCAAAGGGAAGUCCAUGGUAGCUGUGGAAAUCUUCUCUAUCUUGGCCUCUGGGGCUGGUCUCUUGGCUUGCAUCUUUUUUCCCAAAUGUUAUAUUAUCCUACUGAGACCCCAUCUUAAUUGUAGAGAAAAUAUCAUGAGACACAAAAAUCUCUGA